Messenger RNA from Planococcus citri (citrus mealybug), 6065 nucleotides. RefSeq lists its product as uncharacterized. The record is from RefSeq and is a predicted model, not a curated record. Bases 511 to 1740 code for a protein of 409 amino acids. The transcript is spliced from 5 exons. NCBI's taxonomy places the organism in Eukaryota, Metazoa, Arthropoda, Insecta, Hemiptera, Pseudococcidae.
UAAAAUUAUUGAAAAAUGGGGAAAUGCCAAUUCCAUUUAUGUAGGUAUUUCAUUUUCCUCAAAGUAAAAUACGAGUAAGAGUAGGUAACAUAUCAUAAUCAUAAAUGACGCCAUCAGCCAUUCUUUCAUUGUUUUUUUUUUCCAUUUUUUUACCCAUUAUAAAAGCAGGUAUUUUACUUGGUUUACAAUAAUUAUGUCAGGAUUUCCUCGCUUUAAUUUACCCCAUAUCCUGGAUUCAAGUUGAAUUGUUGAUAGAGUAAUGGGGGCAAAAUGGCGCACUAGGGUAAGAUGACUUUCCGUAAUUUUUCAAAGAGGAGAAAUUACCAGUAAUUACCAAUAAUGUGAUAAGAAAUAAAGAUACGAGUUAUGUUUCAUCCAGUUUCGUUGCGAGCUCCACUACUUAUCAGUAGGUAAAUGAUUAAAGUUGCACUCUUGCACGUAUUUUUAAUGCUAAAGUGAAGUUUUAACAGUUUAAUAUCGUGAAACAAAGUGAAGGACUAUUUUGUGAAUAUGGCGAAAAAACGUGUUCGAACCACUGACCGUAAACCAUUCACAGCAAAGCAGCUGGAAAACGCGAAGAAGUUACUUGCUGAAGGUUGCUCUUUGCGCGGAGCCGCUACAAAAUUAGGUGUGAAAGAAUCAACAAUGCGAAGACACAUUCGUAGCAACAGUACCAGCGAAUCAUUAGGACGUUUUAGAAAAGCAUUUGAAGAUUCUCAAGAGAAAGAAAUUGCUCAAUUUAUCAAAGAUCUCGAUGAAAAUUUUGGUGGAAUUCCCAAAUGUAAACUAGGACCUUUGAUUUAUCGAUUUGCUGAAAAAAAAGGCAUAGAGCAUAGAUUCAGCUCGGCGAAAAAAUCAGUGGGUAGGGAUUGGAUUGAUUCGUUUCUAUCCAGACAUAAUAUAUCUCUUCGUACGCCUCCAAAAACAUCUGCCGAUGGAGUCAAGCAUUUUAACCAGGAAGAGGUGAACUUAUUUUUUGAAAAUUAUGUCGCACUCAAGGAAUUAUUGGAUAGCGUCGUCAAAGAAUGUGCACAAGUGGGUGAUAUGGACAAAUCGGGAUCUUCAUCCGCUGUAUCUAAAUCGAGAGGAAAUACGAUUGGUCAGCGAAACAAGCGACGUCGCGUUGAACAGGUAUCUUUGGACGCGGUCGAUGACGAAUACGAGCAGUCGUUCGACAAUGAAGAAUUCCUGGAAACGCAAGACUCCCCUCAUGAUUUAUUAACGGUCUCAUUUCAAGCAUGCGACGACGAGUCCUAUACGAAUCAUCAAAUAAAAGAGGAAUCCAAAGACGAAGACUCGGAAACUGAGAUCGCAUCAAGGUGUUCGGCGCCUUUUGAAGACGAACCAGCAUCCUCUACGGCACAUUCUUUAACAUUUUCAAACCUAGUGGCCGAAGUUGGAACCCCUCGUUCGUAUUUUUCCACGAACAAGAGUCCGGUAUCAAGUUCUAACGCGCCUUUCGAGUCGUCUACGUUUCGAAGGACGAGUUCGGACCAGAAUAAAAAUUCGUUCCGUGGAGGAGUCGUCGAUACGUCCUUGGGGCAAAUGGACGAAUUCGAUAUAUUCGGCAAAAACGUCGGUAUCCAGUUGAAACAGCUUCCUUUGGAAAACGCGCUCGAAUUGCAAGCUAAAAUACACCAGUUGAUUAUUGCCGAAAGGCUUAAAGUAAUUAGACAGAAUAAAAAGAACGGCUUGAUUAUCGAAGACAACGAUGAUGCCGAAGACGACUCGGAUCUGUGAUGUUUUCCCUUUUCUCGUACGUUACGAUUACGAUUUUUAUUGUUACCUUAUCUGUGAACUUAUCUCUAUUUUUAAAAUCAAUCGAGAUUCCCUUACGCUAGAUCCCAUACCUGUAUAUACCUAGUGGAUUCUUUUCAACGAAAGUGUACCAUACCCAACCAGUAACCAACCAUGCACGUUGCACGUGUAUGUGUUGUGCGGUACCUGGAAAAAUUCCAUUCAUCGUUUCACCCAAACACUUGCCUAAAAGUCUCUCCGGUCGCUUAUUAACAAAGAGAUGCACGCGAGGUCAAAAAUAUACCUCAUUGAAAAAUGAAAUUCAUUGUAUGCUCUUGUACUUAAUCGUUUAUGCUCUGCAUCCACAUUCCUCAGACUGGCCUAUCGUUCGUAAUUUUAAACAUGCUGAUCGUCUCGAAGAUGGCGCUGUGAUUUUCCAUACAGCUUUUCGAAUGAACUUUUCGCUUUAGAUUAAUUUGAUAAUAUGGAUGCGUCUGUCUCUAUCUGUAUCUAUUUGUGUGAUCGCCUGUAUGGUAAUCUAUCGCAACCAUAGAUAUACUAACACGGUUUCUUGAUUCUUGACAAGUACAAGGACGUACGACGUUGAUAUUCUGCGUUGAUUGAUUGUAUGAUUGGAUAAAUUAGUUUAAAUUAAUUCGUUUGUUUCGUAUCAUAUCGAUAUUAUUAUCUCUGUCCGGAGAUGACGUUUGGGUAAUUUAUGCGAAUUGGGAACUUACCUUUGACUAAGAAAUUGGGAUAAGAAUCACAGAUGUGUGCAUUUAAUUUACGUGCCAUGAUUUUUGUGCUAAUUUAGUUUUAUUAAUUUAAUACGAUUUCCCUGUAUUCAUUGAUAUCGACGUUAUCUCGUUUAAGACGUAACGUACUUAGUUGAAUGUGGGGAAAUUAUCUAAGUUUAUUUUUUGAAAGCUGUGAUGUCAAGUAUUCGAUGUAGCAAAAUAUUAGCUGAAUUCAUUUCAGAAAAAGAAGGAAAUGCAUCCACCAUUAGUAUUAUAAUAUAAUCUAAGGGUACAUCUAAACGCACAUAAUGUAUUUUUAUCACACCUAGAAAUGAAAAUUGGCCACCAAAAAAUGAAUAAAUUUGAAUUGUAUGAAUGACAUGAAAAUAACGUAGGUACAUAACAUAAAUGUACAUAUAGGCUAACCAAUUUUGUAGUCAUAAUUUCCAUAAGUGGUACAACUCUCAAUUUCCUUGAGCUUUAAUAUGGUUAUACCUACCUAUGAAUUUGUAAUUAAGAAUGCCGCAGUAAUUCUAAGUUUUUUAAUAGUCCUAUCAGUACCUAGUUUAAAAUCUAUCCAUGAAAGUUCUCUUAAGUCGCUAGUGUCCAUUAUUGUGUGGUGUUUUUGACUUUAGUGCAUUGGUGAAAGUUUAUAUGCCGGAGUAUUUCAGAGUCAUUCAAUUCAAUUCAAUUUUUAAAUACGUAGAUAUUCUGUUCUGGGCUUCGAGAUAAAAACGAUGGUGGUUUGGUUUGGUUUGGUUUCAGUUUCGGGUGUGUUGAAACCAAAGUCUUUGGUUGAAACAUUUUUUGUUUUCAACUUCGAUUUUCUAAAAAAAAAUAGCCUUUUUUUGAGAAAAAAAACAACUUCUUCAAAAUUUAAUGAAUUGUAUUUUCUUCAUGUUUUAUCUUUUAGCUGAACUAAAUAUUCGUACAAAAAGAUGUAAUGAAAUUAGUACAUAUAAUAUUUAAAAUUUUCAAUAUAAAUUUUUUGAUCCUUCAAAUCAAAAUUUCAUUUUAAAAAGUAAAAUUUGUUGUAAAAUUUUCAAUUUUUAAAUUUUAUUAAAAUUAUUUAAUUUUUUAGCGCGUUUUAAAUUCGUUUAGAACACUCGGAAAUUCACUGAUUUAAAAUUGGGCAUGUUCCAAACAAAAAACAAAACAAAUCAAACAUUUUUUGCCAACAGGGUCAUUCCACGUCAGUUAGAUUAGAUCAAGAAGUGGUAGGAGGGUUCGGCGAUUUUUUUGAAUUUUCUUCUGUGGAAAGACCUUCCGAAAGAAUGACCAAUGGCGCAAAUCGCAGCCCUCUAGCCCAUUUUUAAAGGCAGCCAGGGGAUGUCAAAGUUUUCAAUGAACCUAAAAUAUCAUACAUUUCAGCAGUGGAUUACUCGGUAACCGCGAUACCUGCCAAAAUGGAAUUUUUCCCCAUAGUUAGCGGUUUUGAAAGGUUUUUUGGUGAUAUCAUAAAAAUCAGUGUUGCCACUUUUUUUCGUACAAAAAAUUAGCUCAAAAAGUUUCAAAACGUAGUUUUCAUAUCGUUCCGACUCUCAAAAAUUCUGAAAAAAAUAUAUUAUGGACAACUUUUCAUGCUGAACAACAUAUUCAAAAAUUAGGAUGGCAACAUGUUGUAAAGUUUAUUUUAAAAAAUUUAAAAUUUGCGAAAAAAAUGCGAUUUUUUGAUUUAAAACAUGAAAAAAAGUUCUGAUAGGUGAAGUUACCCAUUUGGCCCCUAUUUUUACAUAUCUGUUGAAAAAAAAUUUAAAAACAAUUUCACUCGAUGAAAUGAACUCACAAAAAAUCAAAAUUCGAAAAAAUUCAAUUUUUAAUUUCAAACAUCAAAAAAAGUUUAAAUUUAUUCAGUUGUCUUAUUUUGACCUCUUUCUGACGUAUUUCAUGAAAAAGUUGAUAAAAAUUACACUCACAACAAAAAAUAAACAUUCGUUCACUUUUUUGAAUCUUUUCGAAUUUUGAUUUUUUGUGAGGAGUUCAUUUCAAGUGAAAGGAGUUUUUCAACUUUUUCAACAGAUACGCAAAAAUAGGGGUCAAAAUGAGUUAACUUAACCUAUCAAAACUUUUUUCAUUUUUUAAAUCAAAAAAUCGCAUUUUUUCGCAAACUUUAAAUUUUUUAAAAUCGAAUUUGCAACAUGGUACCAUCCCAAUUUUUUAAUAUGUUGUUCAGCAUGAAAAGUUGUCCAUAAUAUAUUUUUUUCAGAAUAUUUGAGAGUCGGAACGAUAUGAAAAUUACGUUUUGAAACUUUUUGAGCUAAUUUUCUGUACGAAAAAAAGUGGCAACGCUGAUUUUUAUGAUAUCAACAAAAAGCCUUUCAAAACCCCUAAUUAUUGGAAAAAGUUCCAAUUUGGUAGGUAUCGCGGUUAUCGAGUAAUCCACUGCUGAAAUGGAUGGUAUUUUAGGUUCACUGAAAACUUUGACACCCCCUGCUUGCCUUUAAAAAUGGGCUGAAGGGCUGCGAUUUGCGCCAUUGGUCAUCCCUUCGAAAGGUCUUUCCACAGGAGAAAUUUCCAAAAAAUCGCCGUACCCCCUACCACUUCUUGGUCCAAUUGACGUGGAAUGACCAGGAAUGACCCCCAAUAUUUUAUUUAAUUUUUUAAAAAUUAGUCGUAAAGGAUUUGGAAUUUGCUAAAAAUAGCCAAAAAAAACUGUACAUGAUAGAUUUUAAAAAAGUCCAAUGGCCUAUAUCUUGUUUUGCAAACACGGAAAACAUUGUUUUUGGUCGCAUUUUGAUAUCAGCGUCGGCGAUGAUAGUAGUAUUCUUGAGAUUGGGUCAACUUUUUUGACAAAAAUGAAAAAAAUGUAUUUGUAAAAACCAAAUUUUAUCAAAAAACAAAAAAAAAUUAGUCACUAAAAAAUGAGAAAGAGAAAAAAUGGCUUAACCUUACUUACGAUAUUUUCAUUCACUAUCCUUCAUGUAGACUAUUUUUAUAAUUUUUUUUUUUCAAAUCUCGAUGCGUUGAAAGGCUGAAACAUAUAUUCGCAAUAAACAUUCUGAAAACGUAAUAAUAUUUCCUUCAUGUGAACUUGAUAAUACGACGAGUACCAAUAUUACCUACCUACCUACCGUUAAGACAACGCCCACAUAAGAGAGUAAAAUUUUCGCAUCCGUCGUACCAGCUCCUUACCUUUCUAAACUUGUGUACCUAGUCUUUACUUGAGCUCGGCAAAGGUAUAAAAACCGCAAUAAUUUCGUAUUAUAGAAUUUUAUUAUACAAUAACGUGCAAUUCGCAGUGAUUUACGAUACAUAGUCACGUUAACCUAUUGUAAUAGAAAAAUGGCGUGGAAUACCUAGUACUUUACUUAGGUAUGUAUUUCGAGUAAAUGAAAACAAAAAAAUGGUGCCUUUUUAAAAACCUUAUGGAAAGAAACUCGUGCACGUAAAGAUAAUAGGUACAUAUACGAUGUUUUGCUACGUAUGGCAUACUUGAUACACAGCUUGAUGUGAUUUUCUCAGGUUAUAAGAUUUUCUAACGUUAAUGUUUAUAUUGUAAGUAUAAGAAUAAGUACGAGAUCUCAUUAUGAUGAUCUGUUUGUUGUACCGAUGUACCGUACCUACAUUAAUAAAUUCGUUUGAGAAUUUGUG